This is a messenger RNA of Phymastichus coffea, 6208 nucleotides long. Its product is annotated as pre-mRNA cleavage complex 2 protein Pcf11-like. NCBI's taxonomy places the organism in Eukaryota, Metazoa, Arthropoda, Insecta, Hymenoptera, Eulophidae. Bases 350 to 5770 code for a protein of 1806 amino acids. The transcript has 20 exons. Gene Ontology annotation, biological process: termination of RNA polymerase II transcription. Gene Ontology annotation, molecular function: RNA polymerase II complex binding; mRNA binding. The record is from RefSeq and is a predicted model, not a curated record. Gene Ontology annotation, cellular component: mRNA cleavage factor complex; cytoplasm.
GUACUAACUACUAAUAAAGCGAAGAGUAUUUAGAAUACAAUCGUAGCUAUAGAUCAGCGCAAACAAGGUCGCUCUCGUCGCUCUUCCUCUGUCUCUCUCGCAUCCUCGAUCGUCUAUCGCCAGCGAGCUUUUAGGAUUAGUUAAAUCUCCAGAUUGAAGAACUACUUAUUCCUCGUUUAGAAGCAAACGCAUGAAAAUAAUCAGCGUCAUUUAUCUUGCCGAAUCAGCUAAAUGUCAGUCUGAUGUAAGGGAACAAUGCGUAGUUCUUGCUGGCUGUUGUGCGAGCGACCAAUUAGUGUGUAAUUACAGAUACAUAUCGGAAUAGGUUAAUGGCAACUUGGAGUUAAAAAUGAUAUCCGAUAUGAAUCCUACCAGCAGAGGAUUGUUAAAUCAACAAGAGAUAGUGGAGGAAUAUAUUUCAUCUCUGGAGGAUCUCAAAGCUAACAGCAAACCUCACAUAAACUUUUUAACAUUGUUAGCUGAAGAUAACAUGAUUUAUGCACCUGCCAUCGUUCAAGCAGUAGAAGCCCAUUUAAAAAAGGUUCAAAGCGAUGUGAAGCUUCCUGUUCUUUAUCUCAUUGAUUCCAUCAUGAAGAAUGUGAAGAAAUCUUAUGUCAACCUUUUUUCACAAAACAUUGAGAAUCUAUUUUGUGAUGUAUUUCGAAAGGUGGACGAUAACACAAGACAAAAAAUGUAUAAAUUAAGACAAACAUGGAAAGAAAUUUUUCCUGCUAGUAAAUUACAUUCUUUGGAUGUGAAAGUGCAAAACAUUGAUCGAAACUGGCCAGUUAUAGACUUGCAUCAAAAUGCUACUGCAGCAAAAUCUAUUAUCCAUGUAAAUCCAAAAUUUCUCUCACGGCAACAAAAGCCACUACAACCUGUUGUACAAAAUAAAACAGCUGAAUCUGAUGCUAAUGCUAUGACUGAAGAGCAAAUGAGAGAAGAACUCUUAAAAAAGCAAGAAGAACUUAAUAAUUUGAAGAGGCAAAAGAUAAAAUUAGCAAUGCUACAGCAGCAGCAAAUGAAAAGUGAAAAAUUAGAAGCUCAAAUAAAGCCUGAAUUGAUGAUGGUCGAUGACAGUCUGGAGUCGACUACUGUGCCUUCAGACGCCUUUGGAUCUUCGGAAAAGGCGGAAGCGUCGCCAACUCCUAGCGAAAAUGAGAAUCAAAUGACUUUGACGGACGAUACAUUGGAACGCGAUUUGAUGGCGAUACAAAAUGGAGGCAAGUUUGGCGACGAAGUGCCGGACAAGCCGGCAUCGACAUUAACAGUAGCAACAGCAACUGUAGUGCCGGUUAUGCCGGAACAACAUCAGAAAACAUCCGAACCUUUUGAAAGCUCAGAGCUUGUCGACGAGAGCUCGUUAGUUAAUGCUAGUUCGGUGAAAAGUCGCGACGAAAUUCUCGAUUUAGAGAUGGAAUUAUCACUAAUUAUAAACGACAAUAAAGUCCAUGAUAAUGAGCGUAGCCAAAGAUCUAGUAGUAGUAGCCAAAAAACAAACAAGCCUCCAGAUGAGGCGCGGUCGAAGAAUUCUUCGGAGCGCUCGCCGAGCAAGAGUUCUUCGGCUCGCGCCUCUUCCUCCUCUUCGUCGAAGAAGCAGCAGCAGCACCAGCAGCAGCACCAGCAGCAACACCAGCAGCAGCAGCACCAGCAGCAGCAGCAGCAGCAGCAACACCACCACCAGCAGCAGCACCAGCAACAUCAGCAGCACCAGCAGCAUCAGCAGCAGCAGCAGCAGCACCAGCAGCAGCACCAGCACCAGCAGCAGCAACAGCAACAGCAACAGUCAGAAUCGAUACCAACGUCGUCGUCAUCGCGUACCUCUCGCAGUAAAUCCUCGUCCUCGUCCUCCCGCCGCAAAAAAUCGUCCAAGUCGUCGUCGCGCAAGCGUAGCCGGAGUCCCCAUCACCAUUCCUCUCAUCACCACCAUCGCGGGCGUCGCCACCACCGUCAUCACGCGCCACGCCACCGCGAGCGUCAUCACACGACGCCACCCAAGCUUGGCCUUGACGAGGAAGAGCAGCUCGGCGGAUCGCUCAUCGUCUCACCACCUCAACCUCAGGCCAAUGUUAAACCUAAUCAAUCGACUCAGCAGCAGCAACAGCAGCAGCAAUCGUCACGCAGAAGCAGUCUCGGGGGUGCCGGCGGCGGGGCUCGAGGGGUCACUAGGAGUCGCAAAGAGAAGAGUAAGAGCUGCAGUCCAAACCCAGCCAGUGAGAAUCGCAGUAAGAGCCUCCGGCGAGAUAGUGCCAAUAACCGGGACGAGGAUCUGAGGGCCGCGCUGACCGCCUCGACGCCGAGCUGCAUCACCAGUGCCACCAAACUCGACCCCAAAGAAGAUUUAGAUCUGCGCGUUCUCCCUAUACCAGCUAAUAAGAGAGCCUCAUCCGAACGCAUAUUGUCGCCUUCGAUCAAGAAGAGCAAAAACGACGAUUUUGAUGUGCUUUUUGGUAAGGAGGACGUUGAUUUGCGAAUCUUAAAUCCACCACCAAAAUCUUUGACGCAACCGCCAACACCUCCGCCGCCGGUCAUAUCCGACACCAAAGACGGCUGGGCAAAAUUCAAAACCCCAUCGAAAUCCGACUCGUCCCGCUCCGAUUCUCGAAAUUCUGAGAGAUCCACGUCCGAGCGCAGCGGUCGCGUAAGACCAAGUCGCAAUAAGUUCUACAACAAACAGUCAUCGGAAUCGAGCGAGCAGAAAGAUCGUAGGCGCAGCGGUAACAGGGAUUACGAUCGCAAUCCUGACCGGAACAUCGAAAUCAUUAUGAAACAGGCUGCCGAACAAUUGAAUCAGGGCACAAUCACUAAAUCGCAGUACAAUAAGCUGAUACAGGAAGUAUUUCAUAUGAGCGAGGACCAGAAACUUCGUGCUGCCCAGAGAAAGGAACGAGAAAGUAAAAUCUGGGACAGAGGCGACAAGGGUUUGAGGAGCAAAGAUCAUGGCAUGCAUCCGCGAAUACCAGGUCCACGCUGGCAGCAACUGUGGCAUCAACCCUGGGCUCAUCCGCCCGGGCCUUUCCAAGGACCCUUUCGUCCGGAAUUUCGACCGAUUGCACCCUGGCAAAACCACCCGCGGAUGUUUGGCAGCCCAGUCAGACCUGAUUUUCAUCAGUUCCACGCUGGUUGCUUCAGUCCUCGUGUAGGCCAUCCACCGAUUGGUCCGAACGGACCAAUGAUGUUACCGAACGGACCAAUGAAUCCCAUGUCUGGUGGAAUGAAUCCGCUGAAGGGUCCGAUAGGGCCAGGUCACAUGUCGCCAAACAUAAUGAUGUCCAAUGCAGGACCUUCUCUCUCUAAGAGGCUUAGUUCUGGUGAUAGUGGCAGCCCCGAUAAUUCAAUCUGGUCUAACUCAUCAUUCAACGAUGGAAAGUCGGACGCUGAAGUUUCAUCCAGUUCUAACGACGACCUACCACCGGUGGACCUAAAGUUACUCGAAGAGAUAUCAAAAGAUACUAUGAGAUCCAUCAAUAUCGACAACAUACCUAGGGAGAUCAGGUACUAUGAAGAUACAGGAGUGAUAUUCAUGCAUUGGGAUGAUCCGCGAGACAUUGGUUUUCAAAACGGCGCCAGACGGGUUUACAUUGACGGUAAAGAAGCCGUUGUAUGUUCUUUUAAUGACGAUUACAGAGAGUUUACUUACGAUGGAGAGAUUCAUAAGAUAAAACUUGGUGCGCCUACUCGAGAAUUAUUUAUAGACGGAAAGUGGUAUCAGUGUUACUUUGGCGGACAACCAGUAACGGUCGAUUUUGGGACCAAAAAAGUUAGCGUCAAAUUGGAAGGGCCUCCUCCGCAAGUCAAAGUUGGAAACGUGAAAAGGACUGACCUGGUCCUAGGAAAGAUUAAUGUAAUUAUCAACGCCCGAAGUAUGGUACCUGUAUUUCUUGAUGCCAAACCACAAAUGUUUAAUAUUGAAGGAAAACCAUGCACCAUUGAAUUUAUGGAUGCCUUAUUGACGGUUCUCUUGAAUGGAAGACCGUUCGACGUUGAAUUUGGUGGUUUGCCUAUGCCAGUUAUGAUUUAUGGGAAGAAACACUUUAUUAGAUUUUCGGUACUGCCUCGCGGAUUCCGUGCUGGAUAUGUGAAUAUUACGAAUAUGAAAGGGGAAAAGUCAAAAGAAUCACCACCAGACAAUCUUAAAAAAGAUCAAAUGGAAGUUAGUUCGACUACGUCUGCAAUUAUAUCUUCAUCAGUGGAGCCUGAUUCUACUUCUCAAGAUGCUAUGGAAAUAUCUUACAACGUUAAAUCAGACCUUCAAUUAGAUGUACUCUCUUCCGUCGUACCUUCUGCAAUGGCACCAUCUUCUGGCUUGUCGUAUCAAGCGGAGCCAGUCGAGAAUCUGGCGGCUUCUGCGUCUUUCACUUUACCAUUAAAUUUGAAUGAGUUAUUCCAAAGAUUAGUGGAAACGGGCAUAGUUACAAAUUUAGGAGAGGUGAAGAAAGAAAAAGAAGAGGAAGAGAAGAAAGAGCCAGAAGUUACUUCAGCCUCAUUUGAUAAGCCAGAGACAUUAAAAAUAAAACAACCAGUGAUGGUUACCGCACUGUAUAGUGGAAUACAAUGUAGUUCUUGCGGUGCGAGAUUUGCACCAGAAAUGGCUACUCGAUACAGUCAUCAUUUAGACUGGCAUUUUAGACAGAAUCGCAAAGAGCGAGACUCAUCUAGAAAAGCACAUUCAAGACUUUGGUAUUAUGAUGUUAGUGACUGGAUUCAAUUCGAAGAAAUCGAAGAUCUUGAAGAUAGAGCGCAAAGCUGGUUCGAAACUGAAAAGCAAACAAUAGAAACGGAAAAUGCGGCAGCAGAAGAACUGUUUGCCGAGACAAUGCAGCCAAGCGUGCCAACAGGUUCGGACGAGGAUGCUUUCUGUCAAGUAUGUCAUGAAGCUUUUGAACAAUUUUAUAAUGAUGAAAAAGAAGAAUGGCACUUGAGACCGACUAUCAGUUUUGACGAUAAAAAUUUUCAUCCUGUAUGCUUGGAAGAUCAUAAGGAAAAAAUAUAUGCGAGACUCACAGAAGCAACUACUAAGUUGGUCGACGUAUCCGAAGUUCUAGACGAGAAUAAAGAAAAUAAUACUGAUUCUGUAAGUGUUGAAAAUAAAGAGCCUCUAUCAGAAAGCCAUGAAAGUGAACAAGAAAAGUUACAUGAAAUAGAUACUUCAGAAUCUUUGAAUGAGUCGGAAGCAGUUUUAAUGGAGUCGCCAGCUGUAGAUUCUUCUCAAAUCGAAGAAAGUGCACCUGAAACACCUGUUGAGCAAGAAGAAACAAAAACAGAAGUAUUUAAUGAAGAGUCUAAAAACAGUUUAGAAAUACUUGAAAACGAUGAUAUAAAAACUGAAGAACCAGAUUUAAAAUCUGGUUUUGUUGAAGAUAUGCAGGUAGAUGUGGAAGUAAACAAUGAAUUAACGGUUUGCGAAGAAACCGAAGAUGUCGAAUUAGAACCAGAACCAGAAGAAUGCCCGGCAGAAUCUUCGAUCGUUGAUUCUACGCAGGUGGAAGUCAAAAGUACAAUUGAUGGAAACGUAGAACUUGAAACUAGUUUACCGUCGAUUCCAUCGGCCCAGUCGAAAAUUAUUAUAAAUAUAACAAAGCCUCUAAAUUCUCCUAAAGAAUCUACCGAGGUUAAGGAAGAAAAAGUUAGUGCUGAAGAGGAACUAGAACCAGAACCUGAACCUUUACAGCCAGCAUCGAUAAAACCUGGUCUGCAAGACAGGAAUUUAUCAGUUUUACCGCCAAUACAAAAAGGCGAAGAACUUUCAGGACUAUGUUUAAUUAUGUAAAGUAGAUUAUAUAAAAUAAAUAAAUAGUGUACAUAUUUAUUUUGAUGAAACAUGCACGAACGCAUUCAAGUUAUAAUGCAAGAGAAUGAAAUUUUUUGUAUUGUUUAGUGAUCAAGUGUGGUUUUUUGUGUGUUCGUGAAAAUAUUAUAUGCGAUAGUAAUUUAAAAAUACUUGUAAAUAUUUUCCAAGUACUGUGAUGUUUUGUAAAUACCACCCAAUGUUUACAACUGCGAUUUCACUUUAUUGUACGAAAAAAUAUCAGUAUAAGCUUUAUUUUUUUACUACAAAAAAGUUUUUGUUAAAACCCUUAUCCCACUUUAUUAUUCAUUCAGUUAUUGCAAUAAAUUAUUUUUUAUGAAUCUUAUCAAUCGCAGCUUAGUAUGAACUUAUAUUACAACUUUAUAUUUUUCCCAUGUUACUUUGAAUUUAAUUUUUCAA